Molecule: messenger RNA, 996 nt
Organism: Limulus polyphemus (Atlantic horseshoe crab)
Lineage: Eukaryota; Metazoa; Arthropoda; Merostomata; Xiphosura; Limulidae
Exons: 6
Coding region: 343-990 (215 amino acids)
Source: RefSeq, a predicted model, not a curated record
GGGAUUUUCAACCAUGAUUUCAACACAACAGCAAUGAAACUUGUUGAUGUGUAUAGAUCUACAACUUGUGAAUAUCAUAAUAUAGUAGAUACUUUUAACUCUUAGAAUUAACUCAGAAUAAAUCUUAAUAGCUGAGUAAAGGAGACGUAGCAUUGCGUACAGGCUGUCUUUGCUUCAACAGCCAAGAAUCAGAUAGGACUAAGUCUGUGUUUCAGUUACAUGGAGAAAGUUGUGACUGUCCCUGCACUACAUAAGAUAUAGGAUUGUGGAAAUCAUUUCUAGGUGUAAAUGCUGCAGGAAACCUCACUAAUCUAGUCACUAAUGGUUCACAACUGCUGACUCAUGGCUAGAGACAGACAUUCUUGGCUGGUUGAGGAAAUUAAUUCUGUCCUAGCAGCUGACUUGAAUACCAACCUCUCAGGUUUAGGUAUUGGGUCAGAAUCAUCAGCUUACAACAUGAGUGAAGCCAUUUCAGCAUUGCAAUGUAUUAAAACUGAAGAUCUUCAGAUUGCUGUACAGAGCAAGGAGCCUGUAAAAAGCCCUCUGUCAGAAGAAAAGGAUACUCCAAGAAAGAACUUGGCUGAGAGUACAGUUCAGUGUGAGACAACUGUGACCGACUUUUCCAAAGCUUUAAAAAAGUUUUGUGUAUCCCCUGAUAAAAAAACUGAUAUUCAUGACCAGAUGAAUGAGAGAGCUUCUGAAAAAUCUCAAGCAGUCAGUGGAAUGAGCCAAUUUGAUUUAACAUAUGAGAGUGCCCCUUUAGUGCCUAAUAUCAUGUCUGCUGUUAGGCCAGGCCUAACUAUGAAAGAAUCUGGAGAGAAAAGAAUUAUUCAGUGUGUGCUGGGUGCUCCAACAGCUUUAGGAAUUAACAUAGGAGAGGAGACAUUGACCUAUCUCAACCAGGGUGAUUAUUGUCAAACUUUAGCCAGCAUUAAUCAUGUUAUAAGCAUACUGUCUGAAGAUAAACAAAAAUGCAAGAAAACUAUUUAAAGUACU